CUCCUUUCGCCCUUGCAAGCUUUUUGACCCCGCGGGGACGCAGUUGCCCGUUCCUCUGUGGCUUCACUGCGCCUAAAGGCGAAGAAGCCAAGCCUUGCCGUGCCAGGUGUAAAGAUGGUCGCCCUUAAGGGUAAACUGGUGGCAGGUCUUUUCACGCGCCUGUGCUGGAGAUCUCCGAUGGCAAGAGGGUCGUCAGACCAGGCGGUUCCCCAAGCUUUGUGGAGGUUGGGGAAGCUCAACCACGUGGCCAUCGCCGUACCCGACCUGGAAAAAGCCACCGCUCUGUAUAGGGACGUGCUACAAGCCCGAGUGAGUGAGGUCGUUCCCCUCCGGGACCACGGGGUCUACACUGUCUUUGUGGAGCUGGGGAACACGAAACUGGAGCUUCUGCACCCCCUGGGAGAAAAGAGCCCCAUCACAGGUUUCCUGCAAAAAAAUAAGGCCGGGGGAAUGCAUCAUAUCUGCCUGGAGGUGGACAAUAUCACCAACGCCAUUGAAGAGCUGAAGAGGAAAAAGAUCCGUGUUCUGAGUGACACACCCCAAAUCGGUGCCCACGGAAAGCCGGUGGUUUUCCUCCACCCCAAAGACUGCGACGGGGUGCUGGUAGAGCUGGAACAAGCCUAGUUCUCUGGAAAAGAGGUGUGUGUCCAUCACACGUUUUGCGGCAACCAAGCUCCCCUUAGCCUCCUAGGAGAGACUUUGCACCUCUCUCUCCUUUGUGGCACGUAUCGGGAUGCAGUGGGGCUCCCAAAAUUCCAGGGCCCCCAUUUUGAAGGGGCAGGGGCAGGAUGGCCAGCGGCAGUUUCCACUGAGAGAUCCCAUUCAGAUUUCGGGGAAUGCACCCCAAUAAACACAUGGUGUAACCGGAAAUAUGGAAGCAGAACUUCACAUAUAGAACCACAAAUUUACAAUUAAAAACCAAGGAGAAAAGAGUGGGUGUUUUUGAGAGUUUGAGCCAACUUAGCAACACGAUACUUUCUUUAGGGCAAUGUUUUUCAACCCUGGCAACUUUAAGAUGGGUGGACUUCAACUCCCAGAAUUCCCCAGUCAGGUAAAGUUGCCAAGAUUGAGAAACAUUGCUUUUAAUGCCUGCAUUUCUGUUCCUUGGGGUAUAUAUUUCCUUAAUCAGCUGGGUGCUCAUUAAGAUUUUUGUUUUUCCUCUAACCAUUGCAAGUCCUGGGUCUUAUUUUCAAUCCAUUUGAAAGAAACCGAUCUGAAAAUCUCCAUUCGCAAGUAAGAAAGCAGGAGACGGAUGGAGAGUCACAGAUGCUUUCCUUCAUAAUUGCUCUGGUAUUCCCUUAAGAAAACAAGAAGCUUUUGCUUUUCGUAUUCUGAAGCAUCACUUAAUAAUGAGACGAUUGUUGUUACCGUGUGAGCAAUGUUGCCCUCCUGGAACAGUUGCUGUCGGGCAGUCUAUUCUCUGUGGUUGCCUUUUUGGUAUGCUUGCAAAAAUGUGGCUAUCGAGAGAAAACAGAGUCUUUAAAUCUUAAAAAAAUAAUUCAGCUGUUAGCCCUAAAAGAAUUAUUUCUUGUUAUUAGAGCUCCCCAUAAUUUCCAAUCCUUUGAAUAAGCAAUGAGCAAUUAAAAGACAGAUUUGUUUAACCAGUUAA
Crotalus tigris (Tiger rattlesnake) is the source of this 1609-nucleotide messenger RNA. It is a transcript of the gene MCEE, whose product is annotated as methylmalonyl-CoA epimerase. NCBI's taxonomy places the organism in Eukaryota, Metazoa, Chordata, Lepidosauria, Squamata, Viperidae. Gene Ontology annotation, cellular component: mitochondrion. Bases 115 to 624 code for a protein of 169 amino acids. Gene Ontology annotation, molecular function: methylmalonyl-CoA epimerase activity. The transcript is spliced from 3 exons. The record is from RefSeq and is a predicted model, not a curated record. Gene Ontology annotation, biological process: L-methylmalonyl-CoA metabolic process.